AUGGCUUAUAAAAGGACCUUGCUGGAAUGCCAUCCGACACUGUUCUGUUCUGUUGUACGAAUUGAGUAUAAAAUCAGCACGAACAUGAAACCCAAUCUUAUUUGGCUGGCAGCCAGCGCCAUCGGCAUUGCUGCUGCAACGCCCCUACCACGACAGAAUGCCGAAGCGACGCGUUUCUUCACAUUCGGAAACUCCUACACAGACACCACCUUCUCUCCAAACAACACCGCCCCAUCCGCCUCCAACCCCAUGGGAAACCCAUCCCUAGGAACCGGCACAACAUCCGGCGGCACAAACUGGGUCGGCUACCUAACAACAACCCAAAACGCCUCUCUGGUCCUCUCCUACAACCUCGCCGUCGGCGGCGCAACGAUCGAUAAUACACUCGUAUCGGGUAAUCCGAAGGAUCUCGUCUCGCAAGUUGAAAUGUUUCAGUCAACGUAUGCUGAUAAAGGGGCUGUGCCAUGGACGGGCGAUAAUGCGGUUUUCGGGGUUUGGAUUGGGAUUAAUGAGUGCGUUCUCUCCUCUUCUGUUCUGGUUUUAAUGGGAAGGCUUGUUGACGUGGUAAGCAGUAUCGGAAACGCAUACUCGAACACGGAUGCCGAGACGUUUACGCCGAGAUUGAUUGCACGGUAUAGAUCGCUGGUCGAGAAGAUCUACCGUGACGGCGGACGCAAGUUCCUCUUCCUCAAUGUUCCUGCUGUUAGUCGUACGCCUGAGAUUUUGAGUCAGGGAGAUGAGACUGCGAAGUCUCAUGCAAAAUAUCUCGCUGUGUUUAACCAGAACGUUGAGUCGAUGGUGAAGAACUUCACGAGCAGCCAUGAAGAUACAACCACUGUGCUUUAUGAUUCAUGGUCAUUCAUGACUAGAGUACUGGACAGCCCUCAGGAAUAUGGCUUUCCGAAUGCUACUUGCAUUGAUGAUGAUGGGCAUAGUUGUGUUUGGUGGAAUAGUUACCAUCCGACGUCGAAGUAUCAUCGGCUCCAGGCGGAGGAUAUGAAGGCGCAUUUGAAGCCUCUUGGGGCGUGGUAG
Messenger RNA from Aspergillus chevalieri, 1032 nucleotides. RefSeq names its product SGNH/GDSL hydrolase family protein. The record is from RefSeq and is a predicted model, not a curated record. The transcript has 4 exons. NCBI's taxonomy places the organism in Eukaryota, Fungi, Ascomycota, Eurotiomycetes, Eurotiales, Aspergillaceae. The coding region runs from base 1 to 1032 and encodes 343 amino acids. Gene Ontology annotation, molecular function: hydrolase activity, acting on ester bonds.